This is a messenger RNA of Drosophila santomea, 4781 nucleotides long. RefSeq lists its product as uncharacterized. Gene Ontology annotation, cellular component: plasma membrane. Gene Ontology annotation, molecular function: calcium channel regulator activity; GTPase activity; GTP binding. Lineage: Eukaryota; Metazoa; Arthropoda; Insecta; Diptera; Drosophilidae. The transcript has 7 exons. Bases 333 to 2570 code for a protein of 745 amino acids. The record is from RefSeq and is a predicted model, not a curated record.
CCGCAGCUUCGAACGGGCGGAAGUUGGUGAGUGCGGCAGUCGCCAGCGGAAACGGAAGUGCAGAAAGCCCCGAGCGGCUGGCCGUGCAAACUGUUGCUCGUCGGUGUGUGUUGUGUUGUGUGGUGUGUUGUGUUGUGCUAGUGUUUGUGCUGCUGAUGGUGUUUGUUAUGGUGAUGGUGUGCCAGUAUCGGUGUGCUGGUGCUUGUCGUGGUGGCAUUGUUGGCGUUAAACAAUUAGCCAAGUUGCUAUAACAGACCGAAUUAUCCGACAAAUUUGAUGAAAAUGGUAAACAUUAAACUGUAAUGCGGCACGCGGAGUAAAAUAGUCGUGAAAUGGCCCAGCAACAGCGCAGCUGGGACGAGGGAGCUGUCGGUGGAGGAUCCUAUGGCCAAACCCACUCCUCGCACCACAAGGUGCCUGCUCGAGCUGCCAGCAAUCCGCUGCCCUGCAAAGGAGCCACGCCCAAGCUGCCCAGGCAAUACCAUGGAGGUCCGACGUCGGGCUAUAACUAUGGGGGUUACGAUACGCCGAGGAGUCCCAAGAUCACCACCACCUUUGCCCAGGACAGUUGCGAUGAUGUCAGUAGCUCCACGCCCAGCUCCUAUUAUCAGACGCCACCAUCGGGAUCGAUAGAUGAUUCGGCCUCCCUGCUCAGUGGACGCACCACGGCCCGCAGCCCAAAGUCCCAGUGCCAGUUCGUCUUCGAUGCAGUGAGUCCCAGUCACGGCAGAAAGUUCGAGUACUACGAGCCGAUCUCACCGGACGAUGGAGCCCUGUACUACGAUCCGCCCAGUUCGCCACGGCGACAGGGUUCCAAAAAGCUAAUGCGUACAAAGAGCCCACUGGAUCCGGUGCCCCAGUUGACCACAACCGGCGUGGAUGAGAGCAUGGCGUUGGCUAUGGCCAUGGGCGGAGCAGGAGGUGGUGGUGGAUACGCCCAAGGGGCACCCAACAAGCGCCAGCGGGAUGAGUGGGAGCUGCCGGUGAUCAGCAAGAUCGAGGCCAGAAAUCUUAGUGCGGCUGCAGGAGCAGCAUCGGGAUCGGCGGGUGGUAGUUAUUAUGGCUUGAAGCGCGACUCCUGCGUCACUGACUGCACGCAGCUGUCCAUGGAAUCCGGCGAGACGGGCACCCAGCACACCAAUAGCACCAUGGUGACCCACACCACCACCAGCUUUAGCUUUACGGAGCCGGAAACGGAGCAAGAGGCCGGACAGCCGCAAUUGCGACGCCAACGUCGCCAUGCCAUCAACAUCACCUCCAAUCCCGGCUACCAGGUGCUCCACAGCUCCCACUCCACGCUGGAUCGUACCUGUUCCGACAGCGUCGUCUCACUGCGCUACCGCAAGUCCACCAGUGACCUGACCCAAGAUGCCGACCACGAGCUAAGUGGCUGCAAGCCCACCAAGCCGAAGGCCCAUGUGGAGCACAAGCCGCGUCGCCGGGGCAGUUCCAAGGGUGGACUGGCCUAUCUGGCCAGUCGGCGUAGUUCGCGGGAGUCGAUGAAGAGCGCCUGCUCCAAUGCCUCCAUCGUGUCCAACGACGAUGUUGGACCACUGGCCUUCCAGAGCUCCAAUCGCGGUCGCCAGCGCAGAACAUCGAACUUCCUCGAGUUGCCAGUGCCCGACCACGUUCGUCCGCGCGUCUGUUCCCUUCCAGAGCGACCAUACAAUCCGCGGGCCAGCGAUGACCUGUACCGCCUGCGCCACUUCUCCAUCAGCAAGGGCAACGUGGUCAACUGCGGCGACUCGAUAAUCUCGCGAAGAUCGCGCAGCAACACCAGCGUCAACUCGACGAACAGCCGGGCCAGCGAGCGUUCCCCCUUCGAGGGCAGCUGCUGCGGAGCGGGCUAUGCCAAUGUGGACUCCCUGCCGGCGACGCCGGAUGACUCGGAGAAUCUGGAUCCACCGCCGCCAGCCCGCUAUCGCGUCGUGAUGCUGGGCGAUGCCGGCGUGGGCAAGACGGCGCUGGUCAAUCAGUUCAUGACGUCGGAGUACAUGCACACCUAUGACGCCAGCCUGGUUUUAGACGACGAGUUCGGCGAGAAGACGGUGAGCGUGCUGCUGGACGAUGAGGAAUCGGACAUGGUCUUCAUCGAUCAUCCCAGCGUCGAGAUGAGCGUGGAGAACUCCCUCUCCACAUACGAGCCGCAUGGCUGUGUCGUUGUCUUCUCGGUGGUUGACCGCAGCUCGUUUCGCGUGGCCGAGGAAAUCAUCAAUUAUCUGUGGCAGGAGAACUACACCAAGGACAAGGCCGUCAUCCUGGUGGGCAACAAGGCGGAUCUGGCUCGCGCCCGCCUUAUCACAUCGCAGGAGGGCAAAGCCCUGGCCGCCUCACGCGAUGCCAAAUUUAUUGAGACGUCCAGCGGCAUACAGCACAACGUCGAUGAGCUGCUCGUCGGCAUAUUGAAGCAGAUGCGGCUGAAAGAGAAGCGUGAGAAGAAGGCCACCGCCUCGAAGAUGAAGACCUCUCGCACCCACAUAUCGCUGCACUUGGCCAAGGAGCUGCUGCAGAAGAUCUGCCUCAGCGACAUCUCCAAGUCGAAGAGCUGCGAGAAUCUCCAUGUGCUAUAGAGAUGUAAAGAUGCCCAGAUGUAAAGAUGUAAACCGGGCGAAACCCAAUCACAUGUGCUGAGCCAACCUCGAUGUCUUCGUUUAUAUCGCCCGGCAUUCCUGGGCCACAAAAUUAUGCCACAAAACUGUAUACAAAAGAGAAUUUUAUCAAAAGCAACGCUGCGAGGGCUGCGGUGGCUGGCUGCAAAAUAUUCCAAAUGCCAUUCAGAUGGGUACCGCAAAGGAAACGAGGCGGAGAUGUGUUCAUCUCCUUUUGUGGAACUGCGUUUAUUAAAAGUUGAAUGUCGGCUCGAAUCUGGCUUUUCUGGCAAGUCAUUGGCUGUGGUCAGGCCUCCAGAUUCGGCGAUAGUCGUCUUUGUUUAUGGCGGAUGUUUUUGGAUCGGCUUAUCGGCACCAGACGCUCCUCCAACUGGGUGACGAAGGCCAGAUUGAUAAGCCCUGAUCCAAUGAUCCAAUCAUCCAAUCAUCCAAUGAUCCAUUGAUCCAACAUGCCAGCGAUCCAGCGAGGCGUGUGCAGCCUUCAACUCAAAAAAAAAUAAAUAAAAGGAAAAAGUGUGCAGAUACUAUUUAUUUAUAGGUGUACUUUUUAAUGCGUACUUGCAUAUACAUACUUAACAUAUAUGUGUUCCAAUGCGAAUAACUUCAAUUCCAAUAAUGCGCUGUCAAUUGAAACGCUUGAGGAGCAGGCCCCACAGGACGCGAGAAACUUUAUAGAUGUUGAUUUAUGUAUACACAUAGUGGCCAUAAGCAGCAUAUAGUAUACAUAUGUAGUACAUACAUACCAUAUACACGUGACCUCUAUUCGGGAUAAGUUUAUUGUCUAGGCUAGGGUUACUAAACGCUCCACCUGCUUCGCAAAGAAAUUCUUCCAAUUGACGAAUAUCUCAUAUCGGAAUGACUGUUGAAUGUUGACUGUUGUUAGUCUAAGCCAAAAACUAAAAAGAAAAAAAACAAAGUAAAAAACCAAGCAAAACUAAACUAAACUAAAGGGAAUACCAUUUAAUCAAAGUACUUCACUCAGACGUUACUACGAGUAUAUUGAUGUGUAUCUUUACGUGUACCUACCAUAUAUUAUACAUUAUAUGUACUAUAUAUAUAUUUAGAGUUAGAUACAUAUACACAUAUACAUAUAUAUAAAUUUACGACCGUGCUCGGAUGGAACUUCUAACACUUCUGAACUCAUACGCUUAUAUAUUUGAAAAAUACCUUUUACAAAAUGCGAAAGGCAAGCAAAUGCGAAAACCAAACGUAUCUCUAACUAUUUUCAUACGCAAACUUACACAUUAAAGGGGGCAAUGCGAGGAUCCAAAAUGGGAGUGGGAUUGAAGUCCUGGCCCAGGACCAUGGAACCUGGACCGUUCCGGACUCGUCCAAAAGUCGAGCACUCGACGGCUGUGCACUCAUGUUUGCUCUACCCCUUUCCUUCCGCUUCACAUCCUUCGCAUCCUUCACAUCCUUCGCAUCCUUCCCAUCCUUCACGUCCGCCUUUCUGUCGAGUGCACUUUAUCAUUUUUAACAUUUAGCAAACAAAACAGAAAGUUGCUACGGCGAAAGUUUUAAUUUGCAACGCAACGCAACGCGAAAGUUCAAAUAAAUUCAAAUAUUUCGCAGCCGCACUGUGGCAAUCUGCAUCGCGCAUACGCCGCGUGCGCCCGGGUCGCUGCUAAAUUGAUUUGCUAAUCAAAUUGCUGAGGAAUCCACAAUCGAAUCACAGAGCCAGCUAUGAACUCCCACCGAAUUUAUUGUGAAAUGCCAUUUAAUAACGAUGCAAAUUGUACCGCUACCACUUAACCAUAACAAUUGGCCUAAAGCGUAGCUAUAAAGAUAUCCAAACAAAUACCAAUAUGUAUAUAUAUAAAUACAUAUAUAUACAUAUAUACCUAUGCAUAUGUGUAAAGAUCGAUGUAUAUUUAUAUAUUUUUCCAAACAAAGACAAAAGCCAAGCAGCGCUGUACAACUCAAGGGAAUGUUCACCAAAGAGAAUCAGUUUUGUGUUGCAUAGUAUAUAAUCCACAAUUGUACGCUUUUGCCCGUCACCGAGAUGAGGCUGCAGAAAAAGCAAAUUAAUUAGAGUACACGGAGAUAAAAUCCGAUUACUUGUUUGGUGUAUAAAACUUUCCUUCAUCUCCACCUAAACCUCCGUCUCCAUCCUGUCUCCCUUCCCUUCUCGUCGCGACUCGAUCUCUUCAUUCGAUAAAUAAAGGACAAGGA